Molecule: messenger RNA, 4832 nt
Organism: Helicoverpa armigera (cotton bollworm)
Lineage: Eukaryota; Metazoa; Arthropoda; Insecta; Lepidoptera; Noctuidae
Product: ras-GEF domain-containing family member 1B
Exons: 12
Coding region: 276-1958 (560 amino acids)
Biological process (GO): Ras protein signal transduction; positive regulation of GTPase activity
Cellular component (GO): plasma membrane
Molecular function (GO): guanyl-nucleotide exchange factor activity
Source: RefSeq, a predicted model, not a curated record
AAUGUCGGCUCAAGAAUCGACAUUAGAAAAAAAAAAUUGUCUAUGAUCUGAUUGUGAUUGUGUGAUUGGCGCUAUUUUGCGUUUUAGUUUAUAUUAAAUAGAAAAAACAGUUUAAAAUUGUGUUAUGUAUGAAAUACAAGUUUAUAUUAGUUUUCAUAAGUGUGUAUGAAUCGUAUAACAGGCUUCUUACAAGAUUGUUCAAUGGGUUCCUUAACAUAAAACCUGCCAGACGCUUCAGUUGAAGCCCUUAGGGUUAGUUGUCAUUGAGGAAUUGAAUGGCUAUGUAUUAUUACGCAAGUAAGCUGAAUGAAGCCUCAUGUAGUGGGUGCAACAUGAAAGUGCCCCCUGCCCCUACUGAGCCGGCCCCUGUGCCUCCACCACCCACCGAUCUUGCUCCGCUACCACCAGACCCAUCUCUCCUGCAUGGCACGGGCCUUUCUUAUUAUGAUAACGAUGAUUACUACUCAAUGGUAAGAGGAAACAAGUUUAUGUCAGAGAGUACCUGUAAACACAUUGUGAUGAAUGGUGGGAUCAACUUUGUUGCAUCCCAGAAAGUAGAUGCACCACAGCUGUCAGGGGUACAUCCAUCUGGUGUGAAGACAAUAAACACUCUUCCUUAUGUGAACUGUUCAGGAGACAAGCCAGAGGUUGAGUACAGAGAUGGGCACAUAGUGAGUGCCACUCUAGAGGCCCUGGUUGAUAUGCUCCGGCCAGGAGCCAGCAAGGCUUUCACGUUCACAUUUCUGUUGUGUUCACGGCUCUUUGUUAAACCACAUGAGCUGUUGAACAAGCUUUGCAAGCGAUACUUCAAGAAUUAUGAGAAAAUUGGAAAAACUGAAGUGAAGGAUUUAGUAGAGAAAGAACUCAAUGAUAUGAUAUGCCUAGUGAGGGUGUUAAGCCAGUGGACCAGUAUGUUUCCUUACGACUUCCGUGAUGACAGGGUUAUGGCUCUUGUACGCAGUAUAACUCAGAGAUGUGCAGCAGAUCACAUGACAUCAGUGAGAGUGGAAAUGUCGACCACGUUAGAAAAACUGUUGGACAAGUUAACAGCCCUUGAACAAUAUGAAGAGACCUUAUCAGAACCACCACAGGUAUCAUCUGUGGACCAAUUGACACAGGGCGACAUACUGACACUGGGCCUCACACCAGUUGAGCUGGCCAAUCAACUAACUAUCGUGGAACUGCAUCGGCUAUCAUUCGUUGGUCCUGAGGAGUUCGUGCAGACUUUUGCGCCGACACAACCACCGCAGUCGACUUCUGGCAAGCAGGCUAUCAGUCUGCAUCAUAUAGAAACUAAGAGCACCAGGAAUUUGGAAGCCUAUGCUGAUUGGUUUAAUAGGCUCAGUUACUUAGUGGCCACUGAUAUACUAAAGGCCGUUAAAAGCAAAUACCGCGCCCGAGUGAUCGAACAAUGGGUUAUGACCGCCAGAGAGUGCUUCAAUCUCGGCAAUUUUAACUCCCUAAUGGCUAUCAUCAGUGCACUCAAUAUGUCGCCAGUUACACGACUAAAAAAGACGUGGAGCCGAACAUCGGCCGUAUGUGGUCAGCAACUGCGGCAACUAGAACUAUGUGUUGAGCCUAGUGGGAAUCACGCCAGAUACCGUGCAGCAUUAGCGGCCGCUCCAACUGAGACGGCCGUACCAUUACUGUCAGUCACAUGCAGGGACCUGCACUUUGCCAACCAGGGAUCCCCGUCUAAGCUAGCGGGUAAUCGCGUGAAUUUCGAGAAGUGUACGUUGUUGGGUCGUCAUGUUAGCACUCAGUUGGCCAGUCGGCGGCUGACGAGUGAAGAGAGCCCGGUGACAUCCCAUCCGACACCUCACCUCACUGUGUGGCGAUUCCUGAAUGAUCGACCAACCCUUACUGAGAUUGCUUUGGAAAUGAUAUCUUUCGACCGGGAACCGCCAGUGGACCACCAGGAAAAAGAGCGCUUGAAGCGCUUACGAGGGGCCAGUUAAAUUAGGUAAAGUACCUUAUACUCACUAACAGAAGCCCAAUAUACUCUCGACCCAGUGACGGGCGGCGCUCAAGCGUCACAAUGUGUUCCAAUUUUAAACUCAAUACUUACGUCAUAAUCAUCGUAUCGUAUAACCUCUUAUCGUGAAAGAAUAGGUACUUGUGUACUUCUAUUCUAAUGUUACAUUACAUCUCAGUUCGAAUUACUGUGCCUCUCCUAAUAUGUCUACCAGUAACUGCGCACGAGUCACAAUGUACCAACAAAACAUCUCUACGCAUGCGUGACAUUCAAAAUGGUUGACUCCAGAGAGGCAGAGUUAUUUGAAUUAAGCUGUAAAAUAUACUUUUUAAAAUAAGAAGUAUAACGUAAAUGGUCAAAGAUUCCGUUGUGGGAUUCUAUGAUCGAACUAUAUUUACUGUUAAAAGUUUUGUAAACAGAAUUUAUUUGAAAAUUUAAACAUUUAACGCGGAUCGUCUGUGACGUUCUAGAUUUGACGGAGAAUGGGCGUUUUGGUCUACUUCUCUUCUAGCAUUAAGUGAUACAUCAAUAGAAAGCGUAUUUUAUGUAAAGUAUUUUCUUAUAUUACGGAUAUUGUUAUUUCUUGUUUGGCACAUAGGACGAGUUGAAUGAAAUAAUUUAUGUCUAUAUAUAUGUCUAAAAGCUACUCUAAAGUAAUGACAACCGUUAAGAGGUAUGUUACAAAAUGUUUCAUUUGGAAACUCCUUUCGGACGAUGUAUCUCAUUAUUGGAGGGAGAGUAGACCAACAUCCAAACAUUACGCCCAUUCUCCUUUUAUAUAACCUAUACGGAAGCAUCUCGAAGUUUAAAACGAAAGAAGUCAGAUUACUACAAAGUGGGUCAAACGUACUUUUGUUAACGCCCAAACUAAACGAGUUUAACCAUAUCAAGAACCGACUCAAUGUUUUUGAUUUUGCUGCCACCGAAACAUGAAAUUACUCUUUAUCCGACUUCUAAGAAAGGUUAUGUUGUUUUACCUGUAAAAACUUAAUAUAAGGUGAUUAUGAGAGUUCGGAUUAUUGAAUAUUAUCGUCAAUCUUAUAUUACGUACUUAAAACUAUCCGGGAGACCGGACUUGAGCGACGAUAUGUUAUUACUUCUAAAAUGUAACUAUGGAAUUUACUAUAUUGACUUUAAAUAUGAAAUACGUGUGAUUUUAAAAUUGUUUCCAUGACUUAUUUGAUGUUCGUUUAUGAGGCCAUUUAAAUCCAAGUUCCUUACGCAUCAGUAUUUAGCUACCUGUUAAAUCUCGCCAUUAUGAUGAAUCUCGUAAUGUAAGUACUUAAUAUUUAUUUUUACUUUUUGCAUUCUGAAAAUUGAUCUCAUUUAUGAUUGAAUUUAUAUUUGUUGUGUAAUUUGUGUUCAAGUGUCGAACGUGUAUCUGAAUGUGUAUGUGUGACGGAGUAUAUGUAUAUUUGGUAGUCUUAUGCAUUUAUUGUGCAUAUCAUCAAUGCACGAGUUCCUUUUGAUUGCCCUUUCAUGGAUUCAAACAGAAACUAGCUAUUAUUACGUUCUCUUAAGUUAAAUGAUUAUGAUUAAGAGAAAUAGACAUACAUUGAUGUUUUAUAUUUAUAUCUAAUAGUAGGUACGAAAGCAUAAAGUUGUGGUGUUUAUGCAUGAAAUGUUUACUUGGCCGUUAAUUAUAUAAAUGUCUACUUAAAGUCUCGAACCCAAGUUAACUGAAUUAUAUUGUCAGCGUGGGGAAUAGAUGGUAACAAUUUAAAUAUUUGAAACAAAAAGAUUCUUAUAUGCAUCUAUGUGUUAUGUAUGUAGUGAAUAUGUACCUAUUUAAAAUCUAUGUGUCAUAUCACAUAUUAUAGCAUUAGUGUUAAAGGCGCGAUAAUCAUUCUUUUUAACUACUUAUAUUUUACAAAAAAUGUGUUCACGACUGUAGUAACUUUGUACUUAAUUCUUUGUAAUACUCAUUUGAGGUACAUUAUUUUUAAGAUUGCAAGCUAUUUCUUUAAUUUAUGUGUACAAAUAUAAGUUGCCAUGUUAGAGUAAGAUUCUGGUUAAUUGAUACUUUGACCUAUCUAUCAGUAUUGGCGUAAUUGACGUGGUCCUGGCUCAUGCAAGUUAUACUGUACUUAUUAACUACUACUGGAUCUAGGUUUACUUAAUAGGCAGCAAGCAGAAUAAUCCCACCCGAAGAGCACUUUAUAAGUAAAUAAAUCUCUUUGAUUUUUAUAUUGUUGUACUUAAAUAAUCUUAUUCUUAUAGAGCAGCUUAUUUGUUACCUUUAAUACAUUCCACUGCCAUAAAACUAAAUCGUUCUUUUGGAGGCAAUUCAUUAAACAGUAUUGGUUAUUGCUUUAAAUACAUAAUUCUAAUAGAAAAUAUGUAGUUAUUAGGCACACAAUGUGCCCCAAUUAUAUAUUUUGUUGCUUAUUGCAAAUAGGUCUCAAAAUCGAACUUAAGUAUUCAAAUUUUAUUGUGAUUUUAAUACGAUCCUAUGUUUCAAUGCAAUUGGUCAUUUGAUUUUAAGCAUGCUUGACAUUUUGCAAUACUGCGAUUAUCUUUAUUGACUUCUAAAUCUCUAUUUUUUAUAUUUGGACUGAAAAUAAGUAAAAUACAUUUGCCCUGUGAUAUGUGAUCUAUCAUACCUGUAUUUUACAUUCCUUUUAUUAAAUCCAGCGUAACUCACUUAAUUAUAAUCUUCUCAUACAUAUGAAACUGCUAAAUAUGAAAAUGUAUGGGCAGGUUAUGGUAUGAUAACUUAUUUAAAAAUAAUAAAAAAUGUAUGUAGUUAUAUGUUUAAAAAUUUACUUGUUACUUACUAUCGUAAAUUAUCUAAAUGUCACAAAUUCUAAAAUUAUAAAUUAAAACGUAAGAUAAAAAUAUUUAAGAAAUAAAAUGU